Molecule: messenger RNA, 4638 nt
Organism: Pocillopora verrucosa
Lineage: Eukaryota; Metazoa; Cnidaria; Anthozoa; Scleractinia; Pocilloporidae
Source: RefSeq, a predicted model, not a curated record
AUGAGCGACUUGGUUGGGUUUGAAGUACCAAAAAUGGACUGGACCCCUGGCCCAGAUUUAUUAACUAGAUUCAAGAGAUUCCGCCAAAAGUGUGAACUGCUACUUGAUGGACCGUUAAAAGCUCGAGACGGCACUCAAAAAUGCAAAUAUGUGCUGCUAUGGUCAGGCGAUUACGGAAUAGACUUAUUUAACACUUGGUCGCUAACCGAAGACCAACAAAAAGACCUGAAAGAAUACUGGAAAAGAUUCGAAGACCAUGUUAAACCACAAGCAAACCAUAUCUUGAACAGAUAUUAUCUACGAGGUCUGAAACAGAAUAAUCGUCCCCUAGCCACCUUCCUGACUGAAGCAAGGCUACUCAUACAGAGCUCAGGUUACCCACCUGACUUACAUGACGAACUCAUGCGUGACACAUUAGUUUUCGGCACCGAUUCGGAAGAGGUCAGACGAAAAUGCAUUGCCCGCGGUAAUGAAUUAACCUUUGCAAGGGCAAAAGAAAUUGCACGAACUGAUGAGGCUACCCAGAUGCAAUUAAAAGCAAUGAGUGACACUACAAACCCAAAGCAAGAAGAAGGGGAAGUCAAUGCAAUCAGCAGAGGAAACAAGCCCAGAAACCAGCCCCACCAAAGGUACACCAGUGGUAGAGGAAACAGACGACGUGACAACAACCUAAGACAGUGCUACAGAUGUGGAGACACACCACACACCAAAGACCAGCAGUGCCCAGCCACUGGAGUAGAAUGCUUCAACUGCAACAAACGCGGUCAUUUUAGCAAAGUUUGCAAGUCUAAAACAAGGUCAGAUGUGAUGACCCUACAAAAAGAACAACCUGAUGGUGUAACAAGUGAAUGCACAAGCUACGACAAAGUCUUCCUGGGAACACUAGAAGCCCGAGACAGCCCCAGUACCUCAAUGAUCGCAAGCAUUGAACAAAAAGAAAAACAACGCACCAAAGUCAUGACUGAAAUACAAGUCACGGUAGACCCCCAUGAUACACACCUGAUACCUAUUAUCUGCAAGGUCGACACUGGUGCAGAAGUUAAUGUCAUCUCCAAAGACGACUAUGACAGACUCAACCGCAGUUCCCAGCAGAUACCCCUUGGCCCAACACACCACAGGAUUACUGCGUAUGGAGGCCACGCCAUCAAGACCCUUGGAACCUGUCCACUAUACGUCCAUCAAAAUGGCAGCAUUAAAGAAGUCGUUUUCAAUGUUACUGACGUACCAGGACCUACAAUGCUUGGCUGUAAAACCUGCGAGGAACUUGAGCUGGUAAAAUUUAAUUGCAGCCUAGAAACCUCCAAAGAAGACAAAGAGACCCGCCUUAAAGAACACAGACCAUGCAAACCGCACCAAAGGACCAGCAGAUACCCUAGCCGUCUAGACACUGAAACAUACCCCCCACUGGACAGGAUAACCUUCUUCAACAACUUCGGAGACUGCUUUGAAGGCCUGGGAACCUUCAAUAUGAAACCUUAUCACAUCACCCUAGACUCCAAUGCUGAACCUGUCAUCCACGCACCACGUACCAUACCAGUACACCUUCGAGACAUGUUUAGAAAGGAAAUCAACACCAUGGUAGAACUUGGAGUGCUCAUACCCGUAAGCGAACCCACAGACUGGGUUAAUAGCAUCGUCCUCUCUGAAACAACCAACGGCAAAGGAGAAGUCACCAAAAUCAGAGUCUGCCUCGAUCCACGUGACCUAAAUAAGGCAAUAAAACGCGAACACUACUACACCAAAACAAUUGAUGAGGUAGUCACACAGCUUAGUGGUGCCAAAUUCUUUAGUGUUGUUGAUGCCAAAAAGGGCUACUGGCAUGUACCAUUAGACGAAGCCAGCUCCUACCUGACUACUUUCAACACCCCGUUCGGGAGAUACCGUUUCACCCGGCUCCCCUUUGGCCUUAUUGUAUCACAAGAUGUGUUCCAGAAACACUUAGAUUCAGCACUGGAGGGCCUGAAAGGAGUCACCGGCAUUGCAGACGAUACAUUCAUAUACGGAGCUACAGAGGAAGAGCACGAUGCGAACAUGGUAAACCUCAUGAUCAGAUCCAGGGAAAGGGGAAUCAAAUUCAACAAAGACAAAGUACAGCUCAAAUGUCAGGAAGUCAGCUUUUUCGGCCACAAAUGGACCCAGGAUGGAAUCAAACCAGAUGACACACCACUGCGAGAACUUACCAAGAAGGACACCGCAUAUGUAUGGGGACCUGAACACGACGACUCAUUCAACCAAGUCAAACAGGAAAUCACAUCAAUGGGAGUCCUCAGAUACUUUGACCCAAACAUCGAGUCUGUCAUUCAAACUGACGCUUCCCAGAAAGGAGUAGGCGCCGUCCUUUUGCAGCAGGGGCAACCUGUAUGCUAUGCCUCCAAAGCACUUACAGACACAGAAAAAAACUACAGCAACAUUGAGAGAGAAACACUUGGUGUAGUAUGGGGCCUAGAGAGAUUUAACUACUACAUUUUUGGGAAGCACUGUACAGUAAACACUGACCAUAAACCUCUUGAGGCGAUUUUCAAGAAGCGACUGUCCAGUUGCCCACCUAGAUUACAGAGGUUCUUGAUGAGAGCCCUGAAAUACGACGUUACGGUCAACUACGUAAAAGGUCCUGAUGUACCAAUAGCCGACGCUCUCUCAAGAGUCAGCCCCCAGCCUACCCCUAGCAGCAGUCAACUUUCAGAGAUAUAUGUCCACCACGUCACACAACAUCUCCCUGCAACUCCAACAAAGCUACAACAGAUCCGUGACGAAACAGGGAGGGAUCCUGUAUUGUCUCUGUUAAAAGAAAUGGUCUUUGAAGGAUGGCCACAGAAAAGAGAAGAGUGCCCCCAACUGCUACAUGGCUAUUGGAAUUUCAGAGAAGAGCUGACCAUCGAGGACGGCUUAGUACUAAAAGGAGACCGCAUCGUGAUACCUCCUACUCUCAGACCUGAAAUCCUGAACAUCAUACACCAAGGCCACCUAGGGCAAGAGAAAUGCCUUUUACGAGCACGUACAUCCGUUUUCUGGCCUGGAAUUACAAAGGAAAUCAUCAACCAAGUUAACCAGUGCGAACCCUGCCAGAAAUACCAAAAUAAAGCAAGGAAAGAGCCAAUACUACAGCCAGAACCGCCACACCGACCAUGGGAAAGACUCAGUUCGGACUUGUUCGAAUUUAGAGGGCAGCAAUACCUCCUGUUGACAGAUCAAUACAGCAGAUUUCCUGUCAUCAGGAGACUAACAAGCACCACGUCAUCUGCAGUUAUCAACCAUCUGAAGAGCAUCUUUGCAGAACACGGCAUCCCUACGCAGUUGACGACCGACAACGGACCGCAGUACAGUUCGGCAGAAUUCAAGCAUUUUAUGAACGUCUACGGGGUAGAACACAUUACUAGCUCCCCCCUAUACCCCCAAUCCAACGGGUUUGCUGAGCGAAUGGUCCAGACCGUGGAAAACAUUCUCCAAAAGUGCGAUGAAAAUAAAGAGGACCCGUACCUUGCUCUCCUAUCAUACCGGGCCACUCCCUUGGAUCACCAGCUGAAAUCCCCAGCAGAACUGCUCACCAACAGAAAAUUUAAAACUAGAUUACCAGCAUGCCAUAGAGUCCUCCUCAACCACUCUCACCAUGAGGUCAUGAAAAGUAAGCUCAUAGCCCGUCAGGAGAAACAAGCCCACUAUUACAACCAGCAUUCAGGACCACCCAAAAAGCCAUUCGAAGCUGACCAACCCAUCCGCACGUACAACCACCACUCACAAACCUGGGAACCUGGCAUUAUUGUAAAACCCGCCAAACAGCCAAGAUCUUACAUCAUCAGAUCCAGCAGUACAGGUACCACCUAUCGAAGAACACGGGCCCAACUGAAACCAGACACAACUGCAGUGAGGGGAACACAAUGCCAGCGGGUGGAAACCCCAGUAUACCAAGGUUCUGAGAUACCUCAGCAGACAACUAGUCUUGCCCCAGUCAGUCACACACAGACAUCGCACAAAAACGGUGCAGCCCCCAGACCAGGAUCUGGCGAAACAGUGCCACUGAACAACAUCCCCCAGGGACCCUCAGACAUAGCUGGAGGAUAUGUGACCAGAUCUGGGAGGACUGUGACACCUGCACAAAGGGAAAAUGAAGAUGACUGGCUUAUGCAGACAUUGUAUGGAUGCAAUUAUGAGUUACAAUAUGAACAUGACACCUGCAUACAUAGCUGGGAACACAACACACAGACUCAGAAAGAGGAAAGCAAUAUACUGGAGGGAACCAAGUUAACUGAGGGAAUAGUUGAAGAGGGUAAACUGAGUGAUACCAAAACCCAGACAAGAGAGGAGCGAAUAAAGAGUCUGAAAGCUCUCCUUUGCAAGCACAAGGAAGAUAUUGAGAAGUUAUGGCCUGAUGCAAACAACGACAAGCAGAAAAAAUGUUCUGUGAUUGCCAGAAAUAGGAAAAUGAUUGCAACAAGAAGCAAUGUCUUCACUGAAGCAAAGGAUUACUCCAUAAAAAGAAGAAUUUGUAGAAGAAAAAGAAAGAGAGCUGAGCCUCAUACAAGUGGGGUAGUUAAUACCAGAGAUGUUGAUAUUUUGAUGAGUAAAGGAAACCUUAUCACUAAGGAUGAGUUCCUAGCUGUGCUAGGCCUGGUCCGAGUCACAAAACUUUAUUCAUUAUGA